This is a messenger RNA of Striga hermonthica, 1919 nucleotides long. Lineage: Eukaryota; Viridiplantae; Streptophyta; Magnoliopsida; Lamiales; Orobanchaceae. The record is from the annotation of a GenBank genome assembly.
GCGAGUGAUUAUGCCGAAUUGUUCGUCAAGGAUUUGUAAAGCUUCAUGGGGUGCCCGUGGAGAUUGUGUCCGAUCGGGAUCCAAAGUUCACGGGCCAGUUCUGGAGGACGUUGCACCGAGCCAUGGGGACGAGGUUGGAGUUCAGUACAGCCUUUCACCCCCAGACAGAUGGUCAGUCAGAGCGUGUGAUCCAGUACUUGGAGGACAUUUUGAGGGUUGUGGUCUUGGACCGAAGCCUGACUUGGGAGUAUGCCCUUCCGCUAGUCGAGCUGACCUACAGCAACAGCUACCACUCUUCAAUCAAGAUGGUCCCGUACGAGGCUUUGUAUGGACGACUAUCAGGUCUGCCCAAGAGAGGCAGAAGGUCUAUGCCGACCGGAAGAGGCAAGAGCAUGUUUAUGUAGUGGGAGAUCAUGUCUUCUUGAAGGUUUCACCCAUGGGAGGUGUGAUUGGCUUCGGGAAGAAGGGGAAGCUUAGACCUCGCUAUAUCAGGCCGUUUGAGAUCCUCGAUCGAGUCGGGGACUUGGCGUAUCGGCUGGCUUUACCACCAGACUUGUCGGGUGUGCACGACGUGUUCCAUGUCUCGAUGCUUCAGAGGUAUGUGCAUAAUCCUGAUCAUGUGGUGAACUUCGACGAGCUGCAGGUCGAGCGAGACCUUACCUACGAGGAAGUACCGGCAGCCAUCUUGGACCGGAAGGUCCAUCAGCUGAGGAACCGGGCAGUGAGCUUAGUGAAAGUGCAGUGGAGCCGACAUGAUGAGUCUGAGGCAACUUGGGAGAAGGAGGCCGAGAUUAGGAGGCAUUAUCCGAACUUUGAGGAAGAUGAAACCAUUGAUAUGUACUAUGCUCGGUUCUGCGAUCUGGUUAACCAAAGUGCAAUGCUUGGUGAGCCGGUUCCAGAAGCUAGACAAGUACAGAAACUGAUGAGAACUCUACCGGACAGGUUUGGGAUUAAAAUUACUACACUAGAAAGUUUUCAGAGGAUUCAGAAACUUGGCAUUUGUGAUCUUCUCAGCAAACUUCGGACCUUUGAAAUCAACCAUAGCUUUGAGUCUAUGAGGAUAAGCAAAGGGAAAGGGCUAGCUUUAAAGGCUAAGGUUCGUACUACAGUUGCUAAGGAUGACGAAUCCCAUGAAGAAUCUUUUGAUCCUGAUGAAAUAACAAAGGCUCUCACCGUGCUUACUAAGGGUGUGUUUGGUCCUUUGAAGGUGGUAGGAACCAAAAUUCAGCAAUUCAGAAAAAUGCGGUCUGGGAUGCAACUGAACAAGUUUUGGAAUUCCAACCAAGGGGUAGAAAAAGACCAGUGCCGUGAAUGCAAAGGAUUCGGCCACUUUCAAAAGGAGUGUCCUAACCUCAAGAAGAAGAAUAACACAUUCAAGGCUACAUGGUCUGACUCCAGUGACGACGAGGAGGAAGAAUCUGAGAAGACUGAGAAUUCUAAUUAUUUAAAUAAUUUUGCGAAAUGGCUCUUAAAUGAAUAUAACUGUUUUACUUCCCCAGUUCAUUUGACUGAUGUUGAGUCUGAUGCAGGUUCUUACGCAAAAGAUUUGAGCGAUGUGGAUUCUGAUGAAUUCUCGGAUCCAGCUGCUGAAAAUCUUGUACUUCACAAGUAUGCUAUAGAAAAAUGUAUCAAGGCAGCCGAGAUCAUCAAGAAAUACCAGACUCAAAAAUUGAAGAUGAAAGCUAUGGAACGUAAAUCUGCUGAACGGGAAAAGGAGAUUGUCUAUCUUAGGGACGAACUUCAGAAGAUGAGGAUAUUGACCGUGGAUCUGAGCGAGAAAAUUAUCAAAUCAGACCUUCAUAUCGGAAAACAAGACAAGGACCUAAACAGUUGUUUCGCAAAGCUUGCACUGGUUGAGCAUGGGGAUAAACUCAACAAACAGGCAAGCGAAGAGCAAAAUUUUACCAUUGAAUCCCUAC